Messenger RNA from Penicillium taxi, 750 nucleotides. RefSeq names its product triose-phosphate isomerase TPI1. Bases 1 to 750 code for a protein of 249 amino acids. The record is from RefSeq and is a predicted model, not a curated record. Gene Ontology annotation, cellular component: cytosol. Lineage: Eukaryota; Fungi; Ascomycota; Eurotiomycetes; Eurotiales; Aspergillaceae. Gene Ontology annotation, molecular function: triose-phosphate isomerase activity. Gene Ontology annotation, biological process: glyceraldehyde-3-phosphate biosynthetic process; gluconeogenesis; glycerol catabolic process. The transcript has 5 exons.
AUGCCUCGCCAAUUCUUCGUCGGUGGUAACUUCAAGAUGAACGGUGUUACUUCUAGUAUCACCGACAUCGUCAACAACCUCAACUCCGCCAAGCUCGAUUCCACCACCGAGGUCGUCAUCUCCCCUCCUACCCUCUACCUCUCUUUAACCCGCAGCUUGGCCAAGGCCGAAAUUGGCGUUGCCGCCCAGAACGUCUUCGACAAGCCCAGCGGUGCUUUCACCGGUGAGAUCAGCGUUGAACAGCUGAAGGAUAUCAAGAUCGACUGGACUCUCAUCGGUCACAGCGAGCGCCGUGUUAUCCUUAAGGAGAAUGAUGAGUUCAUUGCCCGCAAGGUCAAGGCCGCUAUUGAUGGCGGUGUCUCUGUGAUCUUCUGCAUCGGUGAGACUUUGGAGGAGCGUGAGGCCGACAAGACCAUUGAGGUUGUCUACCGUCAACUCAACGCUGUCGCUAAGUUGCUCAGCCAGGAGGACUGGGCCAAGGUCGUCAUCGCCUACGAGCCCGUCUGGGCUAUUGGUACCGGUAAGGUCGCCUCCACUGAACAGGCCCAGGAGGUCCACGCCGCUAUCCGUAAGUGGCUCGGCGAGACCGUCUCCGCCAAGGUCCAGGAGGAGGUCCGCAUCAUCUACGGUGGCUCUGUCAGCGAGAAGAACUGCCGUGAGCUCGCCACACAGCCUGAUGUUGACGGCUUCCUUGUUGGCGGUGCCAGCUUGAAGCCUGCCUUUGUCGAUAUCAUCAACGCCCGUAUCUAG